AAUCAGAUUUUGUCUUCAGGUUUCCUCUGAUUCUGGAUCGUCCUCCACCACGUACACCGUCACAUCCCAACGCAGACCGUCCAGGACCGUAACAGCCAUGAAGAGCCUGAAACUGGUCAACAAAAGCAUCCAGGCAGGGGACCUAGAGAUCGUGAGUAACGGGACCCGGAGAAACACCAGGGACGUGGGAACCACGUUCCCUUCUCCUGGUGGAGCCAGAGGUUUAGCACAGAUUCCCUCGUCUUCAUCCAGCGGAGGGAGUGGGAGACGGGGGGGGCCCUCUAAAGCUCCAGGCCACCAGAAACAGAGGAGGAACAAGAGGAGCCCCGCCAAGCCUUACCCUGAAGGUGUUUCGUGGUUCAUCUCUGCUGACACCCCGAGGUCCGAGGCGAGGAAAGAGAACCGGCCCGAGGAGCCCUGGGCUCACACGACCACGGCCUGGUUUGAACCGUACAGCCGGGUCGGUGCGUGGAGGGAGCCGCUCAGACAGAGACAAGUCCACGAGGACCCGAGCAGACAGACAAGAGUUCAACGUCAAGAGGAGCCUGAUCCAGAUCCUGGAACCAAACCCAUGUCUUCUGGUCUGGUGCCGGUGUCCCUGCGGGAGGCUUUGGAACUGCAUCGACCAGAGUUCAUCUCCCGGUCCAGGGGGAGGAUGCAGCGUCUGACUCAGCAGGUGGAGGAGAGGAAGCUGCAGGAAGUCGUCAACAGAGAGAGAGACGAACUGCUGCUGCAGCCGACAGAGCCGGCACGGCUGCCCAGACCUGCAGUGGCUGCUCGCCUGAGGAGAGCCGUUCCCAGGAAGGAGAUGAUCCAGAGGUCCAAACAGAUAUACGAGAAGUUACCGGAGGUGCAGCGCAGACGAGAGGAAGAGAGGAGGAAAGCAGAGUAUCGCUCAUUCCGACUCAACGCCCAGCUCUACAACAAGAGAAUCACGAACAGAGUUCUGGGCAGACGGACGGCCUGGCAGUGACUCAUUUUACUCAGUUUUAAUGUAAAAUAAUUCAUGCUUUGAUUUUUUU
Molecule: messenger RNA, 1022 nt
Organism: Cololabis saira (Pacific saury)
Lineage: Eukaryota; Metazoa; Chordata; Actinopteri; Beloniformes; Belonidae
Product: centrosome-associated protein ALMS1-like
Exons: 7
Coding region: 98-973 (291 amino acids)
Biological process (GO): regulation of centriole replication
Cellular component (GO): centriole; centrosome; cytosol
Source: RefSeq, a predicted model, not a curated record